AUGUACAAUAAACUUCACAUGAAGAAGGUUGGCCCUUGUAGAGUACUCAAGUUUUCUGUGAAUGCUUACGAGAUAGCUCUGCCUUCAGACUUGGGCAUCUCACCCAUCUUCGAUAUAGCAGAUUUAUAUCCCUAUAAAGAGGGUGCAGAAGAAGGCAUAGAAGAUGCAAACAUCUCUGUCACUGAAGAACUACAACGAACUGCUUUCCCUCUGCAAAGUAUACACUAUAUUUUGGAUAAACAGUUGUUAAAGAAGACCCGUAGGCAUGAAUACUUUCAAUACUUGGUUAAAUGGAAAGAUCAUCCUCUCGAGGAUGCCUCUUGGCUGACUGAGGUUGACAUUAUACUGUGGAAGACCUCAUGA
This is a messenger RNA of Cryptomeria japonica (Japanese cedar), 363 nucleotides long. RefSeq lists its product as uncharacterized. NCBI's taxonomy places the organism in Eukaryota, Viridiplantae, Streptophyta, Pinopsida, Cupressales, Cupressaceae. The record is from RefSeq and is a predicted model, not a curated record. The transcript has a single exon. Bases 1 to 363 code for a protein of 120 amino acids.